AAGGGUUCAUGAUGUUAUGCACAUUAAAUUCUGAUUUGUCUUUAAGUGUGUGAUGAAAAUGAACACGUUAAUAUUGGAUUUGGACUUUAGGAACUUCUGCUCUGUACAACUCCCUCCUAUCCCGAAAGUCCAGUUUAGAAAAACACAAACACUUAACAUUGGACGGGUUAUUUUGAAAUGCCAUGUACUUGUAUAUACAUAAUUCUUACAUAAAUGAGCGUUGAGUUUAUAAAAUUGAACAGUUAACGAGAAUGGCUACUAUAAAUAUUUGUUAUACGGUCUAAUUUUAUUUCCAUAAACUAUACACUAGGAAAAUAAAGUCCGAAUAAAAGCAUGCACGUACGUAUACUACUCAGUGGCUACUUGUAAAUAAGUUUUGUUACGAAAUUCGAAAUUCUUCGUUUUUAGUCGGCAGGAUUUGCAUUUCCUGUGUGUGCGUGUAGGCAGUGGUUUUGUGAAGUCCAACCCGUGGACACUUAUCACGAUAAAACAACACCCGAAUUUAAUUCAGUUUAGUGUUUGAGUUUGUCUUAGCAAUGACAAGCAGAACAAGGCGCGGUAUGAAUUUAUUCCUGGCAACUUUAACGACAUUUGUAUUCAUUUUCGUUUUCGGCAUUUCGGGAGUUCAGAUUUCGUGUCCAAAUUUCGAAACUAAAAACUUUACUGAUGGCGUGUUUUAUCAGAAGAUAACGGACGGUAAAACUUUCGAAAACGAUUCGAUACUUUUCAACAACGUUUUGUAUGAGAAAAACAAUUAUUUCCGAAGGGAUGGAGAAAUAUGGGGGUGCAUUUGUAACGUGAAACAGUGCGUAAGGAAAUGUUGUAGUGAAAAGGAGUAUUUUACUAAUAAUUGUACAGAAUUUGACGACGACGAAAUUUACAGUUACGAUAACGUAAAAAAUGUUACUAGCGAAAACGAACGCGAGUUUCAUACAAUUUAUGGAAAACCUGCAUGUCCAAGCGUCCUGUUUUCUGCCGAUGAAGAUAACUUCUAUUUACAAGAAGACGGAAGCCUUUUUCUGUCUGAGACUGACAUUUUCAACAUGGACAGCUACUGUAUUAACGUGUUUUCUACCGAAAAUCCGGGAUAUAAUGAGUUACUCGCAGCAGUAUGUACGGAAGACGAAGAAGAUGAUCUGAGACUGUUUUCCGCAGGAAUGAUAAUCUCCCUGCCGUGUCUUUUCAUAACGUUCCUGGUGUAUUUUUUGGAUCCAAACCGCAACUUUCAUGGAAUGUGUCUCAUGUGUUACGUUUCUACCUUGUUCUGUGCCUACGUGUUCUUGAUAAUUUUACAGUUGCACAGUGAUUUCGAGAUGUCAGUCUGUACUGCUUUGGGGAUACUGUGCUACUUCUUUUUCUUGGUAUCGUUCUUUUGGUUGAACAUCAUGUGUAUACACAUGUGGAGAAUUGGAGGCCAACAAAAUUUUUCACGAAGUAAGAAAGCCAAUAGAAACCGUUUUCUCGCGUACAGCGCUUACGCGUGGGGAGUACCCCUUAUAAUGACUGGAAUUGUUGUUGCUUUAAGAUUUUCAUUUCCGGAAGAAAGUAACUGGUUACCUUCGAUUGGAAUACGACAGUGUUGGUUUAAUGAUGAUCUUCAAUCUCUAAUCUACUUUUAUGGGCCCGUAACUGUGUUGAUAACCAUAAAUAUCACCUUAUUCGCCAUCACAGCAAUCAAAAUAUUGAAAGCCAAAAAGGAUACCGCUAUACUAAGAAAAGAUGAGAAAGAAAGGAAAACACUUUUACAAAGAUUUCUUCACAGAGGACCAAUCAAACGAUCUAUACAAGUUGAAGGGUUCAAUCUAUACAGCAAACUUGUCCUUGCAAUGGGAGUAAACUGGGCAAUGGAGGUAAUUUCUUUUUAUUUCCGGUUUGUGGACCACAUGUCACCCAAGUGGAUAUGGUACUUCACAGACUUUUGUAACGCAUGUUAUGGUGUCUUUAUCUUUUUUGUGUAUGCCUUCAAAAAAGUAUGGACUAUAUGUAAAGUAAGAUAUUACAAGAUGACUGGAAAGCCAUACGAAGAAAAAACAGUUACACAAAGUACUCCUCGAACUGUAACGUCAAAUGUAAGCUAUGCUACUUCCAACAAUGCCGAAUCAACGGCUAUGAUUUCCUAAAUAGCAAUGAAUCUCGUCAAUGUCUGGGUUUUGUGAAACUUCAUUUUUCUUAGAAGAUGUGACCAGUUCAGGUUUCGAAGACAACUUAUAUCAAAUGAAACUAUCGUCAACUAUACUCCAACCAUUAAAGAAAUGUUUAACACAUACAGUAGCUAUUAAAUUUUAGGAUGAAUUACACUUUUUAUUCCAUAUCUACGAAAGCAUUUCUUUGAACAUGACUUAAAAAAACGCUAAUUAUUUAUUGUCAUUUAUCGUAGCUACAAUUAAUUAUUGUCGAAAAUGUUAAAGAAAUCCAUACAUAAGUAAAGAAGUCGAUAACGUAAUGUUUAUUUUUUUUUUCAAUUCAUCUUUUCUUUUUUAAAAAUGCUCUCUUCCUGAAAAUUCAUCAAAUUGUCCCAUUAUUUUAAAGAACACAUUUGUAAACACUUAAAGUAGAUGUCUAGUUGUUUAACAAGCACAUCGAAAUUUUUACUAUAAAUUGUACGACCACGUUUAAUGUGCCAUAGUCAAAUAAAUAAAUAUGUGUGCAUGUAUGUACUUAAACCGUAUGGUUCAAAUGUAAAUAAAUGUUUGUUUUUAUUUAACUCUUAUUACGUAAGACCAUAAAAGUAGUAUUAAUAAAUAUAUUACUAUUAGAACUAUUUUGAGCUUUAUUAAUUAGGAUGUAUUCUAUUGAUAUCUUAUAUAAUACAGUAUGUGCGCUUUUUAAAUUUUAUGUACUUGUUAUAUUAUUUUUCAAUAAAAUAUUACACUAAUUAGUUAUAAA
Molecule: messenger RNA, 2886 nt
Organism: Agrilus planipennis (emerald ash borer)
Lineage: Eukaryota; Metazoa; Arthropoda; Insecta; Coleoptera; Buprestidae
Product: G-protein coupled receptor Mth
Exons: 9
Coding region: 537-2120 (527 amino acids)
Biological process (GO): cell surface receptor signaling pathway; G protein-coupled receptor signaling pathway
Cellular component (GO): membrane
Molecular function (GO): G protein-coupled receptor activity
Source: RefSeq, a predicted model, not a curated record